AUGGAACGGCUACGCGUUCAACACUAUGUCGCCUACGAGAUUUGGAAAGGAAAUUAUUCAUCGCCGAUGGAAUGGAGGUUGAAAAAUGGGAACACAAAAGUUUUGGACAUUGGAAGUGGACCUGGCACGUGGAUUACGCACAUGGCUUCCACUUAUCAAUCCUCGGCAUUUGUCGGCGUCGACUUUUCUCCCAUAUAUCCAAAGCCCUCCUUCAAUUCCAUCUUUCUUCGUCACAACAUCCUUGAAUGCAUACCAUUUCCGGAUUCCUCUUUCGACUUCGUGUACCAAAGGUUUCUCGAGAUGUCAUUCGAUGAGGUGGGGUGGAAUAAUUUAUUUGCCGAGAUCGUGAGGGUGAUGAAACCGGACGGGUGGCUAGAAAUGAUGAAUUUCGAAUGGGAAUUAAUAAAUCCUGGACCCAACAUGAAAAAACUAGCCGAUGCAGUCGUAAAAUUCCACGAAUCAGAGAACAUAAAGAUUCCCACCAAAGUCGACCUAAAAAAUUAUUUUGAACGUACACAAAAAUUCACAGACAUCAAAAUUGAGGAGAGGUGUAUUCCGAUAGGCAGAUGGGCGGGUCGAAUUGGACAAUUCGCAAAAUCAAAUUUCAAUUAUGGAAUAAUGGGUCUGAAACCCUUCCUGCUGCCAUUCAUGAAUAUUACCAGCGAGCAAUUUCAAUCGUUGCUCGAUAACUCGGAAGAUGAGGUAGAAAUUUCAGAAGAGGGGAGUAUAGGAGAGAUUCAUGCAACUGUUGUAAAGGGGGAGGAGGCAAGUAAAGAGGCCGGGUGGUGUAUUGGUAUUCCCAUGG
Acaulospora colombiana is the source of this 805-nucleotide messenger RNA. The record is from the annotation of a GenBank genome assembly. Lineage: Eukaryota; Fungi; Glomeromycota; Glomeromycetes; Diversisporales; Acaulosporaceae.